CUCCUUUGCUUUUAGGAAGAGGACACACAUUGGCCCUACAGCUCCCCAACAAACACACAGUGUAGCAAAACAGCCUCAACUUAAUGGACUUACACUUGGCGACUUUUUUUCCUGGAUGUUUAACAACGUUUAAUGUUUUUUAAAAAAAGUAACUUCAAGUACCUUCAUGGUGUUUUGUGGUCAGGACAAUGUACUUGGCUCCUGAUGAACUGAAGAUGUCCGUCCAUUCAACGGCAUCAAAAAACUCGGCAGUAAAUUUCGGAGCAAAAUCUUGGUACUUGAAGUCAGGAGGAUAAUUCUUCUGCAUGAAGUCAACAUAGGGCGUCUUCUUCUGCUUUUGCCAGUACCACCUGCGAAAUAUACACGUUGUACGGAACAAGAAGCCCUCAGAUAUUUUAUUAUUUCCAGAAAACAACAAAUACAAGGUAUCCAGGCGACUCCUCAGGUGACCAGGACUUCCUUCUUCCGUCUUUCGGGACAGACUGAGCAGCCAAAUGGUUUUGAGGAAGUAGUUACGGUUUUUUUUUUAACUGUGGACUGCAUCUUUAUCAAAUGACGAGCGAUGGUAAAACAGUUUCAUUAUGGAUGGAGCGCUUACCAGAACCACUCGCUUCCGAAGCUGGGCACGGAGAACACCCCCCAGUGAAUGAAGAUGCCGAACUUGGCCUGGUCAUACCACUCUGGCAGCGGUCUGGAGUCGAUGGAUUCCCAGUUCGGCUCGUAUUUGGCUCGGCUACAGCUGAGCCACAUCAGGCACAGCAGCAGGCACUUGGCGGACAAACCUGCCAUCGUUCCUUGGAAGUAUGAAGCGUUCAAGUGCUGUGGUCAUGUGACGACUUUGGCAAACCAAAACACGGAAGCCAACGAGAACAAACCAAUCAGAGUGAAGCCGAGACGCAUGCGCCGAAUGUAAAGCGUAGAAGCGUGUGUCAUGGCUGAAUUUAAGAAUUUUACUGUGUGUGUAUGUGGACUUUGAUUUGAAAAGUCAACUCCAGACAGCAUUGAGAACAACAUUUUGGUGAGGACGUCCGUUCGGCCUGAACCCUAACUCGUUCAUAUGACGGGCUUCGUGGACUGUCACUGUCACAUCUCUGCGGGAGACUUCGACUCGGACAUAGACGACGUGAUAAGGGAGUCCAGGAAGGCGGGACUCCUGGCACUAGUGUGUGUCGCUGAGCAUGCUGGGGAAUUCGACAGGAUCAUUGCGUUGUCUCAGAGGUUCCCCGGAUUCAUUUUCCCAUGUCUGGGGGUCCACCCUGUUCAACAAGACUCCCCUGAACGACAAAGAAGUGCACACCUCCAGGAUGUCGCAGUUGCUCUGCCCGCCAUCGAGAGGUACAAAGACCAGCUGGUGGCAGUCGGAGAGGUAGGUUUGGACUUCACGCCACGAUACAUCACCUCUGAGUCUGACAAGGAGAGUCAGAGGCAGGUCCUCAUUCGUCAGGCAGAGAUUGCCAAAACACUGGAGCUCCCGCUCAAUGUUCACUCACGCUCUGCAGGAAGACCCACCAUCCAACUCCUGAAGGAACAGGUGGCGAUGGAGGGAGUGAAGGCUGGCUACUACUUCUCCAUCCCUCCGUCGAUCAUUCGCAGUGAGCAGAAAAAACUAGUAAAGCAGUUGCCAUUGGAGAACAUGUGUCUGGAAACAGAUUCCCCUGCUCUCGGACCAGAGAAGCAGGUGAGAAACGAGCCGAAAAACAUCCACGUCUCUGCAGAGUACAUCAGUCAAGUCAAAGGAGUUUCUCUGGAGGAGGUGAUGGAGGUGACCACACGGAACGCUCUUCGCCUCUUCCCAAAGUUGAAGCUGGCCCUCAGACCAUGAGUGUAUCGACUGUGCAGCCAUGACUGGUGUACCUCAUUUUAUCAGCAAAAAGUAAAAUA
Messenger RNA from Synchiropus splendidus (mandarinfish), 1881 nucleotides. It is a transcript of the gene tatdn3l, whose product is annotated as putative deoxyribonuclease TATDN3. Bases 1058 to 1822 code for a protein of 254 amino acids. The record is from RefSeq and is a predicted model, not a curated record. Lineage: Eukaryota; Metazoa; Chordata; Actinopteri; Syngnathiformes; Callionymidae. The transcript has 10 exons. Gene Ontology annotation, molecular function: hydrolase activity, acting on ester bonds.